Spinacia oleracea (spinach) is the source of this 1134-nucleotide messenger RNA. Its product is annotated as protein PEROXIN-4. The record is from RefSeq and is a predicted model, not a curated record. The transcript has 6 exons. The coding region runs from base 357 to 830 and encodes 157 amino acids. Lineage: Eukaryota; Viridiplantae; Streptophyta; Magnoliopsida; Caryophyllales; Amaranthaceae.
UCCUGUUUUAGUGAAAGCCGGAUCCAACCCGAUCCGUCCUACGAUCACCUCUAAAAGAAAAAAUAAAGAGGAAACAUUUUACAAUAAUUCGAGCUUUUGCCGUCUCUUUGCCGCCGACAUAAUUAACCGGCGAAAUACCUAUCUGGCUAUCUGUGUGUCGCGCAUCAUCUCGUCUGAAAUCAGUAAUUUCUCCCAGGAAUCUGAAAAUUCUAGUGAAUUUAUAGGGAGGAGUAAUCUAGGGUUUCGACAAGCUCGGGUUUCUGAAUAAUUAUUCGACGUCUUGAGUUUCCUGUUUACUUGGUUGUCCUCGAGUUUGCUGACGGUUGGAGUUUGCGGACUUGUUGAUUCUUAGAAAUAUGCAGGCAUCCAGGGCCCGGCUGUUCAAAGAAUACAAGGAGGUGCAGCGAGAAAAAACAGCUGAUCCAGAUAUUACACUUGUUUGUGAUGACACCAACAUAUUCAAGUGGACUGCUUUAAUUAAGGGGCCAUCAGAAACUCCUUAUGAUGGUGGUGUUUUCCAGCUUGCAUUUGCGGUGCCUGAACAAUAUCCUUUGCAACCUCCUCAAGUCCGAUUUUUGACAAAAAUCUUUCAUCCAAAUGUCCAUUUCAAGACUGGAGAGAUUUGCUUAGACAUCUUAAAAAAUGCAUGGAGCCCUGCUUGGACCUUGCAAUCAGUGUGCAGAGCAAUAAUUGCUUUGAUGGCCCAUCCGGAACCUGAUAGUCCCUUAAAUUGUGAUUCAGGCAAUCUUCUGCGAUCUGGAGACGUAAGAGGAUUCAAUUCCAUGGCAAAGAUGUAUACAAGACUUGCAGCCAUGCCGAAGAAAGGAUAAAAUCUUACUCACUCACCCUUUUUUCUUGCACCUCGAUCACACUUGCAUUCUGUUUUCGUUAAUGUGUGCAAUGAAGAGAACAGUAUAAUUUAUGUGGUUACUUUGAUCUUAGGUCUCUGCGAGAACAGUCAUCUGAUUUGAGCUUAUUGUAUGAUUGUUCGGAGAGGCUUUUCCAAAUGAGAAUGCCCGUGUAAUUUCAAUCUUUUAAAAUCAUCAACAUCGCCGAACCCAUGGCUAAGGACUAAGAUGUAAUGGAUAUAUUUUGCUAUAUUUAUUAUAGCAUACAAGUAACUGUUUAUUCAAA